Molecule: messenger RNA, 1245 nt
Organism: Peronospora belbahrii
Lineage: Eukaryota; Oomycota; Peronosporomycetes; Peronosporales; Peronosporaceae
Source: the annotation of a GenBank genome assembly
AUGUGCGAAGAGAUGCGUUGGUUGGAAUACGCACACCGCCUGCAUGAAAGCAGGAGAGGUGUUUGCAUUGACACUACGCCGGAGACGGAUCUAGCCAAGUUACUUUUCAGCUACAGUACCAAGAAUGGUGCUAGAUCGCUUGAUCUAAAAGUCGGCGAAAUCAGGGAGGGAUACGCUGCUGACUUUGCAUUGGUCGACAUUGAGGAGGAGCAGCUCAAAUUCUCAACCGCGUCGUCUCUUAUGGGUGCGUUUAUUUUUGGAGCAAAUGGCUCCAGUGUGGUGACGGCGACAUCGGUGAACGGAAAGUGGCGUGAGAUGAUCUCGAGGAAGGUUGAGAAACAUUGUUUCUACUUCCGGCGAGGAGGCAACUGUGGGUCAGGUAAUUGCCGGCUGGCUUACCGCUCAGGGUUGGCGCGUGCACAUGCAAAGGUUCCACCACAGUCUGAUUCUGUGGUGAAAGCGGACAGAUACAACAUGUAUGCUACUCGUAGUGACAGCAAGACCCCACGUCUCCUAUUUAACUCUCAUAUGGAUACCGUUCCACCUUACUUUCUUCCUCGGAUUGACAGCACGACACUGUACGGCCGUGGUGCUUGCGACGCGAAGAGUCUGAUUGCCGGCCAGAUGAUUGCAGCGCAGAAACUCGUUGAUGCUGGUUUUAGUGAUGAUGUUCAGCUUCUCUUUGUCGUAUCCGAAGAAACAGACCACACCGGCAUGAAGAAAGCGAACGAGUUGAAUGUGAACCCGGCUUACAUGAUUGUAGGCGAGCCUACUGCUCUACAGAUGGCAAAAUUGCAAAAGGGUGCUCUCAAAAUUCAACUUACACAGGAAGGUGUUGCAGCACACAGCGGAUACCCACACUUGGGCGACUCAGCAAUUGACCCGAUGAUCGAUGUCCUUUACGCCCUGAAGAAGGAAAACUGGCCUACAACCGAAGCAUACGGUAGCACAGACCUUAACAUUGAUGUCGUCUACAAGCGUGUUGAGGAGAUCGUGGCUGGACGUGUAAACAUGAAACUCUACACGGACAACGCUCCGGUGCAUUUAACCACUGUGGAGGGCUAUGAAACUUGUAUCGCGUGCUUCAUACCUUACUUCAAUUUCGACGGCAAAGCCUAUCUAGUUGGUGCUGGUAGCAUUACAAACGCACAUUGCUCACGCGAGUCAAUUCUUCUUGAAGAUCUUAGAACCAUGGUUGACUACUACAUUACAUUGGGCAAGCGGUUGAUGGAGGUCGGCCACUAA